Messenger RNA from Exserohilum turcica Et28A, 1857 nucleotides. RefSeq lists its product as uncharacterized. Gene Ontology annotation, cellular component: mitochondrion. The record is from RefSeq and is a predicted model, not a curated record. NCBI's taxonomy places the organism in Eukaryota, Fungi, Ascomycota, Dothideomycetes, Pleosporales, Pleosporaceae. The coding region runs from base 40 to 1857 and encodes 605 amino acids. Gene Ontology annotation, biological process: branched-chain amino acid biosynthetic process. The transcript has 6 exons. Gene Ontology annotation, molecular function: dihydroxy-acid dehydratase activity.
GCUGUGCCCACAAUACAAUUGACCUUUUGCUACCCGAUAAUGGACCCGAAUAACCUGCAGAAGCAGCGAGAGCCAGAGGAACCGCGAUUUCUUAGUUUUCCGCAUCUCCCAGAUGACGCGAAACAUGAGGAUGGCAAGCCCGCAUUGAACAAGUACUCGUCCACGCUCACGGCUGGCCACAACUUCCCCGGAGCUCAGGCCAUGCUCUAUGCCGCCGGUGUACCGUCACGAGAAGCCAUGAAGAAGCAGCCUCAUGUUGGGAUAGCGUCUGUCUGGUGGGAAGGCAACCCUUGCAACAUGCACUUGCUGGAUCUGGGAAAGGAGAUCAAGAAGCAUGUUCAGAAUGACAACAUGCUGGCAUGGCAGUACAACACCGUUGGUGUCUCGGAUGGCAUUACCAUGGGCGGUGAAGGGAUGCGCUUCUCUCUCCAAACCCGUGAAAUAAUAGCUGAUAGUAUCGAGACCGUAACAUGCGCUCAGCAUCACGAUGCCUGCAUAGCCAUUCCUGGUUGUGACAAGAACAUGCCCGGAGUCAUCAUGGCGUUCGCGAGACACAACCGCCCUUCGCUGAUGGUCUACGGUGGUUCCAUAAUGCCAGGCUACUCAGAGACACUCAAGAAGCCCAUCAACAUAUCCGCGUGCUACGAGAGCCAUGGCGCAUACAUAUACAAGACCCUGAAGAGCGCCACUGAAGGACAAUUCUCGCCCGAUGAAAUCAUGGAAGACAUUGAAAGGAAUGCAUGCCCUGGUGCUGGAGCUUGCGGUGGCAUGUACACAGCAAAUACCAUGUCUACCUCAAUUGAGGCGAUGGGGCUUUCCCUCCCCAACUCUUCGACCACCCCUGCAACCUCGCCUGCGAAAAUGCGCGAAUGCGCCAAAGCUGCGGCUGCCAUCCGCGUUUGCAUGGAGAAGAACAUCACGCCUCGCAAACUCCUCACAAAGGCCUCCUUUGAAAAUGCACUCGUCAUGAUGAUGGCGCUAGGCGGUUCGACAAAUGCCGUCCUACAUCUCCUCGCCAUGGCUGGCACAGCUGGCGUCCCUCUAACGCUUGACGAUUUCCAACGUGUCUCAAAUAAGAUCCCCUUCCUCGCCGACCUGGCUCCCAGUGGCCGCUACAUGGCCGCAGAUCUUUUUGAAAUCGGCGGCAUGCCCUCGGUUAUGAAGUUGCUCGUGGCUGCCAAAUUACUCGACGGCUCCAUUCCCACAGUGACCGGAAAGACACUGGCGGAAAACAUCGAGGGAUACCCAUCCCUGCCCCAGGAUCAAGUCCUUAUCCGUCCUCUGGAUAACCCAAUCAAACCCACUGGUCACAUUGAGAUUCUCCGUGGUAAUCUCGCUCCCGAAGGUGCAGUUGCCAAGAUUACAGGAAAAGAAGGUCUCAAGUUCACUGGCAAAGCCAUGGUUUUCGACAAAGAGCACGCACUCGACCGUGCACUCAACCUCGGUCAGAUCCCACACGGUGAGAACGUUGUCGUAGUAGUACGCUAUGAGGGACCCAAGGGAGGCCCUGGAAUGCCAGAACAGCUCAAAGCCUCAGCGGCCAUCAUGGGCGCCAAACUGACCAACGUGGCUCUAAUUACAGAUGGCAGGUACUCUGGUGCAUCGCAUGGGUUCAUUGUGGGCCACAUCUGUCCAGAGGCGGCUGUGGGUGGGCCCAUUGCAAUUGUACAGAAUGGUGACAUGAUCACGAUUGAUGCGGAGAAGAACAGGAUAGAUAUGCACCUGAGUGACGAGGAGAUUCGAAAGAGACUGGGAGAAUGGGUGGCGCCUAGCAUGCCAGUUACGAGGGGCGUGCUGGCCAAGUAUGCUCGGCUGGUGGGCGACGCUAGCCAUGGUGCCAUGACCGACUUGUUUUGA